Messenger RNA from Colletotrichum karsti, 6093 nucleotides. RefSeq lists its product as uncharacterized. The record is from RefSeq and is a predicted model, not a curated record. The coding region runs from base 1 to 6093 and encodes 2030 amino acids. Gene Ontology annotation, molecular function: protein binding; nucleosome binding. Gene Ontology annotation, cellular component: nucleus; HIR complex. The transcript has 4 exons. Lineage: Eukaryota; Fungi; Ascomycota; Sordariomycetes; Glomerellales; Glomerellaceae. Gene Ontology annotation, biological process: chromatin organization.
AUGGUCUUUCUCCCGCUCCUCGCGUGGACCUGCGGCCUUCUCCAGACUCCAGAUUACCUACCCCGUGUGGCCCCAGAGUUUUCUCACCCCGCGGUCAUGGUUGAAUGCAACGUUAGCGGUGUGGAGUUGUCCAUGGUCCAACUCCGUUCGUUAUCGGCGCAAAUGAGCCCGAAGCAGACUCGUGAUGGGCUGAGGGUUGUCCCAGCCUUCCAGGCGAUCAACGUUGAACCGGAGGAGAAUGUGGACGAUGAGAUCGAUACUACCCGCGAGCUUCACGUCGAUGAAGCUCUGAAACGAUUCCAGACAGCUCUGAAGCUCCAUGCCCAAGGCCCACGAUUUUUCGACGAAGCCGCCGAUGCCUACGACGACCUAUUCAAGUCCGAAAUCUUCAAAUACCCAGAGGCUGCCACCGAGUACGACCGAGCCGAGGAACAUCCCGACCAGCUCAUCACCGAUGCCGCUCUCGCUGGCAACUUGGACCUCCAAGUCGCUGAAGUGGACACAACUACCAGCAGUUUGCCCCAGGCUUUCUUCUUAGCACACAAGAACCGAGGCCAGUUUCUGCUCGACAAAACCCGCCAUGCCGCACGGGCAGUUGGCGACUCUUUCUUCGAGAAAGAUGAGGCUAUCGAGAACAUGCGACAUGCCUUGACCGACUUCAACGCCGCCCUCGACCGCGAUCCCUCCGAUGCCGAACUCUGGAGACGCACAGCGCGCGUUGCUGCCUCGCUCAAAAGCUCCAGGAUAAGCAGAUACUGCCUAGAGGCCGCCAUCGAGCUCGACGAUGACCCUGCUGUCCUAGAGGUCGAGCCUCCGUCGCUCGUGGAAGGAUUCGCCGGUCAGCAAUUGAAAGAGCAGCUAAAGGUCUUGGCCGACGACAUGGCCUUGUCCCAUCCCAUCAUGGGCCCAUGGGUGAAACGCGAGAUGCCCGACUUUAUCAAGCGCCACCUCGAUCCAAUCCCAUAUCUCCCGAACCCGAUCAAAGACCUUGAGUCUGCACGCACCACAAUCGAAGAAGUCGGUACAACCCGCCUAACAAUUACGCUGCCGAACGCAUCGUGGGUAGAUCUCGGCAUGGCGCUGAUCCAAUUUGUUCUCGAGAAGGGACAAACAAGCCGAGCGGUGGUAAUCGAGCUCCCCGAAAUGGAAGACGAUGAGGAUGUCGUCAUGGAGAGCCAGCCAGAACAGGACAGCCAAGUCAAUGGUUCAGAGGCCAAAGAGGGGUCUGCCGAUCAUGAGACAAAGCCCGAAGAUACCAAUGGGGAGAAGAAGUCCGCAGAGUUGGAUAAGACUGCAGACGACAAGGAGGCUGCCCCUGAAGAGCCUCCAAAGGAAGAGCCUCCAAAGGUUCCCGAAACCACCCGCGAAACUCGUAAGGGACGAAGCGCUUCUCAACCGACUAGAAAACGGUCACAGUCAGCCGCUGGUAUUCCCGAGAACCAAGAUGAUGAAAGUCUUGUCGAGAAGAGGAGCAAGCGCAUUCGACGCAGAGAAACGGCAGCCGCAGAGGAAGUCAUUGAUACCAGCGCUGUUCAAGCGUCUCAACUAGCUCCGUACCAAGCGGCGGACCACAACCUAUUUCAAGCCACCAAGAACAUGUUAGAAAAUAUCGGUGUAACAAAUCAGGAUACUCUGGACCGGAUCAGCGAGGUGCUGGACUCCUUGGUAUCGGAUGAGCGGGCAGCAGCCAUCAAGAACAGCGCCACAACAGACCUGCGGAAUGCCAUCAACUCCUUCAGCGAAGAAAACGCGAAAAUUCUACUCAACAAGCAGGCUCAGGCGUCAUUGAGCUUGUCAUCGUUCCUUGAGCACGCCAAGGGUGGCUCACAAAAAAUGUCUGUCAUACCACCAUUCAAGGAUACACCGGGAAUCACAGCUUUUGCAAAGCGCGUCAACGCUUCGUGGAUGACUGCUCAAGAAGUCGCGUAUGAGUGGAUCAAGACGAUCUGCCCUAGCUAUCUCGAGACCAAAUGGUCGGAUGCUAUGAAGACAGCAGUCGUUCAGGUUAUCAGUCGGUUCGACCAGGACAUCCUCCAAGCUAUCAAUUACGACAUGGAGUGUGCGCGCAAGUCAGACGGGCAGGACAACGCCUUCGCCUUCAUCAAAGAUAUCGUUGAGAUGUUGUUCGAGAUCCAUCUCGACGUGUAUGAAAGAAUAACGAACCCCAACAGUGUUGUCGACUACAGUAUUCGUGUCGAGGCCAAAGGUCGCUUGGGUCGUUGGCUGGACAUUGCAUCGGCUCUGCUCCGUGGAAGCCCACAGGAGGGAAACGAAAAGCUGACUGCGCGGUUUCUCUGGGCCGCCAUCUUUUCUACAACCUUGACCGAGAACGCCUCCAGGGAGUACAUCCUCCAGUGCUGGACAAGUUUGCGGGAUUUCCUUGCAGAAGGACAUGUCGAUCAGCUGUUGCUGCCCAACAAUCCUGUGAUACCAGAAAUCUCCGAAGCUGCGGCCGACAGGGAAAUUUCCAAACUGACUACCAUGGACUUCUUUCUCGGCCUUUUCCAGGACAACGUCAGCGAUCCUAUUGCUGUCAUCGACAGUCUGGAGCCCGUUCUCAAUCCUGGAUCAGUCUACGUGUCAGUGCCGCAGGAAGAUGCUUCAAAACACAGCGAAGGCACCAGCUCCGGACGGCCCAAGCCUAAGAAAGUUCCUAUCAAAGACUUCGCUUCGCAGGGCCUGCAAGACCUCUGGAGGUUUCUGCUAGGUACCAGUACUGAGCUGCGACUUUUCUUGUGGUCACGUCUCAGCGAUGCUUACGGUACAAUUAAGUAUUCUACCAAGCAGUUUUCAUGCCAGCUCAGAGCCAUUGAGAUGUUGACUGCCGACCUGGGAAGCGACAGCUAUCUGAAAAACGCGCCGGAAACUAGGCCAUCGCUGCUACUCAAGAUGCUGAAAUCUCUCGAUGAUCUGCUCAUUACAGCUCUCUCGCUGGCUCUGAACGAUAACUCCGCGUACGACAUUGUUGACGACGAACACCUGAAGACGACAUCUGCGGCUCUCGCCAAGCUUAGUUGCAUGCUUCACGCCUCAGCAAUGCACGAAGACGAGAUUCGCAUCGGCAUGACGCGGGUGCCACCAAGCAGCCCUUCGUUCCAGGCAUUCCUCAACAAGCUGCGGGAGAUCCAGGUGCGGGUGUGGUGUCUCCAAUACACUGUGGUCAAGGUUGGGGUCAAUCAGAACCGAACAAUGUUUCCCCAGCCAGAGAUGGAACUGGCGGACUAUCUGUCGGCUAUCCAUCAAGUUCUUGGAUUGAGGAAAUGCUGCAAGGCCUCCAACAAGAUCUUCCUCAAGAUGAUGCGUGUGGAGCUUCUCAAAUUCAAGAAUAUCGAGAAUUGGGAAGACUACCUAGGACAGGUCCUCUACGAUCUUCACGGCCUGAAGCUUGGCGUUGGCGUUGGGGAGGUCCAGGACCACGGAUGCCCGCCUGAGAAACUCGAGAAGCGCAACGCAAUGCAGUUGGUUGACAAGAUCACGGUAUUGGCGAGGAGAAUGCCCAGGAAGGAUCUUCUCAAGUCGGAUCUCAAGACGACCAUCGAACACAUGCAGGGAGCCAUCGGCCAGACCAAGUCGACUCCUCAGAUGAUCCACAACCUCAGAAACUUCACCGAGUACCUCAAGCGCCCGAUUCAUCCCUUGCGAUUGUACCAAGCUCUCACAAGCAGUGUUCAGCUGGACGUCGUCGCUGUUAACACCCCAGAAAGCGCCCUUGCUCAACACGGCUGGUUCUUUCUUCUGGGGAUGAUCGCGCUUACGAGGUUUAAACAAGUUGACCUGAGCAAGCGACAAACGCCUGGCGCUACUGAUGACUUGCGACUUGCGGCAACUUUUUUGCGACUCCAACUCCAGUUCACCCCGGACAAGUGGGAUGCGUGGUUUCGCUUGGCCGAGUGUUUCGACUACGAGCUUGACGAAGCUGUGUUGUGGUCAGCUGACAAGAUGAACAAGGAGCGUGGCGAACUGCUCAAAUUCCAGCGCAACUCGAUUCACUGUUAUACUCUUGCUCUUUCCAACUCUUGGGAAGCAGAUAUUGACGACGAGGACGAGGAUCCCUUGUACGAGCUAUAUCACAACUUUGCGAUGCGAUUGUAUGCCUCGAGUCGCGAGCCACUCGCGAUGGAACCAUUUCAGCAUGCAGACCACGAACGUUUCUUCAUCGAAAACAUGGGCCAUGGCACUUUCCAAAAGGUUCUGCACGAUCAGAUGCAGGAUUACAAGGUUUGGAAGUACGCCGCCGGGCUUUUCAAGCGAGCCAUGCGACGCAAGCCACAGGACUGGAGGAACUCGUUCAUGCUCACGAAGUGUCUCUGGAAGAUGUACCAAAAGCCUCUCGAUCAACUGACCGACAAAGACCGUCAGACGCGACCAUCAGUAGACUACCUGAUCUCAGCUCUGGAGUACGCCGUUGAAGUUGUCGCUGCCGUGCCCAAGUCACGACACAGUGACCCCAUUCUGGAGCCACACUACAAAAUCGUCUCGAUCAUCCACAAGCUUGUUGUCAGAGGCGACCUCACCUGGCAAGACGGCGCUGACAUCCUGUCGAGACAACCAUUUGGCAUGGAGUUAGGCGACGAUAUCACUAUGGACGAUAUCGAGGACUGGGAAGAAUACGUCAUCCGGAAUUUGCACCACCUGCGGGACAAGGACAAGUCUAACUGGCAGCAUCGCAUCAUCAUGCGUCACGCGCGUUUGCUAUUUGACGAAGAUGGCGAGUCACCCGAGCUUGUGCAGGCCAAGGCGGCAUUCAACGUGCUUCGAGAGUCGAUGUUCACGAAGACGAUGGUCAUGAACGUCUGGAAGUGCGAUGCCGAACGCCCUGGACGCCACCACGUGUAUACUGCACAAUACAUACGGUUUAUGGUCAAACUCCUGGUGGUUAUGAACGACAGGGUCAACCUGGAGAUGGUUUUGAGACGUCUUCGGAAGAAAGGGGCCGACUUUUACCACUUCAGCGAUUUGUGGCAGUACUGCUGCAUGGCCUAUCUCAGACUGCUGAGGCAAGGAUUCCACAUCGCCCCAACAUUGGAGGACUCCUUCAAGUCGACCUCCAUGGAAGAGCUGGAGAUCAUGGCCGAUCGCAUCACCGAAUGGGCGGGAGGUCCAUCAACGGAUAUUCCUGCUUUUAACUGCCUCAAGGAGACAAUAGAGUUGAAGAAACUGAACGGCGGACUUAUGAAGGCUGGAGCCAUUGAUGACCUCAUCAACGACUGCUACGCGCUCAUCUAUCAAGAGAUUGGCCCGACUCUUCCCGGCCCUGAGCCUCACGAAGUUCUCGAGGCACGCGCCAGGGCCCGUGCCAGGGAAGAAGCCGACGGCGGCAACGAUUUGAAGCCAAUGAGUUCUCUCGGCAACCUGCUGAACCCGUCGGCUGCACACGACUCAGGCACGAAUGGAGAUACAGGUGAUAAGGCGGCAGCCGCGCCUGAGGCUGCUCCCAGGCGUCGACUUGGCGUCCGCAGACCCGACAUCAUCCGCAAGGCAGAGCAAGCGUUCGCGCGGUUCGGCGAGACGCCCAAGUCAGCUGUGGCGCCGUCCAAAUCACGAGUGGGAUCGGUCUCGAGCGGCAGGAAUGGCGGGCAGACACCACCCGGAGAUGUCGAUGAGGGCAGCGAUGCGGAGGAGCAAGUCGAAGGUGGAGAAGAGCGCGAAGAUGGUGAAGACACCGAGAUGAAGGACGAUACGGCGGUUGAAGCAGAUGACGGCGAAGACGAGGAAGAGGGGCCUGGGGGUCAAGUCACAGCAGCAUCCAGCCCUCGGGGUAGCAUCCACGACUCGGCUGAUGACGAAAGUGAGCUUAGUGAUAUCCCUGACGACUGGGACGAGGAGCCACCCCCGUCGAUGCUCUUUCCCAACCUGAGAAGGAGUGUAGACACGGCACGGGGAAAUAGCGGCGAGACCACCGACGAAGAGGAAGAGGACGAUGAGGAAGGCGUUGAGGACGAUGAUGAGGAGGGUGUGGAGGAAGGUGACGAGGAAGGCGCUGAUGAAGGUGCAGGGGAGGAGGAAGGCGAGGACGAAGGCGAGGGGAUGGACGAAGAGGACGUGGAAGACGAAGAGGAAGAGGCCGAAGAGGAGACGUUGGCUGACGAGUAG